Messenger RNA from Populus trichocarpa (black cottonwood), 1072 nucleotides. RefSeq lists its product as uncharacterized. The record is from RefSeq and is a predicted model, not a curated record. Bases 232 to 861 code for a protein of 209 amino acids. The transcript has a single exon. NCBI's taxonomy places the organism in Eukaryota, Viridiplantae, Streptophyta, Magnoliopsida, Malpighiales, Salicaceae.
UCAAUAGAAACAUGGAGAAAUAGAAAGGCGUUGUUUAUUGUCCAAUUCAGCUAUAUAAACCCUUCCCUGCUCUCGAACCCCUUCAUGCCAAACCAAACCAGACCAUUACAGAUUGGGUGCAGCCUAAAUAUCUCUAGAAGCUUGAGCCCUGCUGUAUAUGUUUAGCGAGCUUUGUUCAGUCAUCCUCCUCUCUUGGUUUAGUUGUGUCUUGAAAGUUUUCGAGCAAUAACGAUGAAGAAGAAAGCAGGUGGGUUCUUGAAGAGGGUAAUGUCCGUGUUGGCAUCCAUGGCCAAGGCUAAAACUCUGGCUCUGAAGAGCAAGACCAAUGCCUUGAGGACGCGGUUGAUAAUAUUCUCUCUACUCGGAAACAAGAAGAUUAUGAUGAGCUCCAUUACUGAGAAGCUCCAUUCUCUGAUGGGGCAGCAUGAAAAAGAUCAAGAAGAAGCAUUGGAAUUGGAAUGCUUAGAUCAAAACAAGGCCUUAGUGUUCCAUAACCACCUCGACUCUAUGUCGCCCCUCCUCAAUCCUACUCACACCGAGUUGAUGGAGAAUAUUGUUGCAGAGGAUGGCCAAGAUAACAUUAUUGGCUAUGUCUAUGAAGAAGCUGGCGAUGGCGAGGAGAAGUAUCCAGACCUUACCCACUCGCUUUUUGACUCUGAAGGUGUAGAGUUUGAAGAUUCAGGAGUGUCGGUGAUAGAUAUGGUAAAGAAUUCAAAGCAAGAAGGGGAGACGUUCAGCUUGGAAGACGAGAUAGACCAGGUGGCAGAUUUGUUCAUCAAGAGAUUCCAUCACCAGAUGAGGCUGCAGAAGCAACUAUCCAUGAAGAGGUAUCAGGAGAUGCUUCAAGGGGCUACUGCUUAAUUAAAACUUUAAAGCCUUACAGCGAAGGUCAAGAACCAUAAAUGGUGAAAAUACUCGUAAAACUACAGCCUGUGUUUUUAUGGCUCCAACAUCCCAAGUGCUGGAAUGGGAAUGGAUAAUAAUUUUUUUUUUUUUUUUGUAGAUCUUGUAGUGUCUACUUGAAGCUUUAUAGCUCAAUAAUAAAACCAGAAAAUCCAGAUUCAUCAGAGCA